Molecule: messenger RNA, 1128 nt
Organism: Phytophthora nicotianae INRA-310
Lineage: Eukaryota; Oomycota; Peronosporomycetes; Peronosporales; Peronosporaceae
Exons: 1
Coding region: 1-897 (298 amino acids)
Source: RefSeq, a predicted model, not a curated record
AUGACCUUCAGCUCUUUCCGUCCACCCAACAGCCACCUCCUGAGAGAUGAUAUCGUCACUGAAGCGGUACAGUCCAACAGACAAGCAAACAAUGUGGUUGCACUAUUUAAGGCUGGUGAUGAAAAUAUUUCCCCAGUUAGGAAGAGGAGUGAGUCGAAACACCUCACGGGGGCACCACCUACUGGUGUCAGCUGCACAUCAAUAGCAGACUCGCUAGCGCUUAAUGAACGUGAGAUACAGGAAAUUCAGAUGCAGAAGAAGCAGCGAAUCAUGAUCUCUAGCUUUCUAGCUCUACACCACGAAAUCAAAGAACUCAAACGGCAACGCCAAAACAUACCCGCUGUAGUCUCAACAGCGAACGAAAUCUGGGACGUAGCGGUGCAAUAUUUUCGCUUGGUUCGUCAAAAUUUCCAUCCCAACAGCAGACAAUUCCAGGUUGUGCGAGCGAUGAUGGCUCCGGACGUCGUGUACAACUGCGAAUACGGUUUUGAGGCCAUAGUGCAGAGCUGGUGCUUUAUGCAGUGGUUUGGGAACGUGGAAGUGGAGCUUGAAAACCUGAAAAUGUGCGCUGGAAACGAAAUGAUUGCAACCACAAGAACAAAAGUGACGAUCACGGAACGAACUCUAGCCAAUGUUUUUCCUCAUUUACUCAACUCCAAGCUAAGCAAUGGCACUACUUUCUCCUCUUUGGCAAAUAAACUUCUAGGCCAGCGACUGACGAUGCGUGGCUCAACAUGUUUCAGGUGGGACGGCAAGAAGAACCUGGUGGUCAGCUUGGUCACUCAAAGUGAUAUGUUACGUCCGCUUGUGGAGUUGCUGGAGAGUUUGGACGAUGUAUCUCGAGUAUUCGAACAAGCUGCUAUUUCUCCUAGCUUUCAGUGGCGAUUGACCUCGUGAUGUACAGGUAUAAGGAGACGCCAAAAUGUAGCUUCAUAGAUGUAAUGACAACGGAUUACUUUGAUGGCGCUAUGUAGCCUGGGUCAGCAUACGAACUCCUCACCGCAUCGAAGUAUUUUAUUUCUUGUAGCCCUUCAUAAAGAAUAACAACUUCAGCAAAAAAAAUCUGUAAUUGCAGAUUUUCGAGGAGAAAACGGCACAAAAAUAUAUUCGUAAAUGGAUAUUUGGAAA